Messenger RNA from Exophiala aquamarina CBS 119918, 513 nucleotides. RefSeq lists its product as uncharacterized. The record is from RefSeq and is a predicted model, not a curated record. The transcript has 2 exons. Gene Ontology annotation, cellular component: fungal-type vacuole lumen; fungal-type vacuole membrane. Lineage: Eukaryota; Fungi; Ascomycota; Eurotiomycetes; Chaetothyriales; Herpotrichiellaceae. The coding region runs from base 1 to 513 and encodes 170 amino acids. Gene Ontology annotation, biological process: endosome transport via multivesicular body sorting pathway. Gene Ontology annotation, molecular function: ubiquitin protein ligase binding.
AUGACUUGCGGCGAUAUCUUCCUCGGCUUCCUAGCCAUCCUCUUCCCUCCUAUUGCAGUCUGGAUCAAGUCCGGCAUCUGCUCUGCGGAUUCCCUGAUCAACAUUCUCCUGUGCUGCUUGGGCUACAUCCCAGGUCUCAUCCAUGCAUGGUACAUCAUCUCCCGCAACCCCGAGCAAGACUACGACUACGAGGCGAUCCCCAACGCCGAGAACGGCGAGCGUGUUACAUAUUACUACGUGCGACAUGAGCCAGGACGACUCGACUACGGCACCGCACAACAGCAAGGCCAAGGCCAGAACCGCCCCGCCCCGCCCCCUCCCAAUACAAAGAGUAAGCCUACCUAUAGCGGUUACAGCAACACUUCCAACGGCCAAGGAAGCAGCAGACCAGCACCCCCCCCUCCUCAGCCUGCCGAGGGUCCAAGUGUAGGUGCUGGGGGUGAGGAGCCAGGCGCCCCGCCCAGCUACUCCGAGGUCGUCAAGGGCGAUAACAAGAUCCAGAGCCAGGACUAG